CUUCUUCAUUUUCCGUCGACUGUUACUUGUAUCGAUUUGUUUUAUCAAAUCGUCCGUCUUGUAAGUAAAGCUUCACAUCUCCAGCUGGUUCCGUCCUCCGCUUCUUCUCGACGUCACGGCGAUUCUCGCGGCGUAACUGUUCCAUACCGGCUGAGAAAAUGUUCAGCUCGAUGCAGAUACUGCCACUGGAGGCUCCUCCUGCCGACGGGAAGUUAGGUCCACUUCCUCCGUCGCAAUUAACGGAUCAGGAAGUCGAAGAGAUGGAGUUGCAAGCAGAGCAAAACAAUUCAAAUCAAGCUCCGGCGGCUGUUGCCACUCACACAAGGACUAUCGGAAUCAUUCAUCCACCUCCAGAUAUCAGAACUAUUGUUGAGAAAACGGCUCAGUUCGUUUCGAAAAAUGGGUUGGAGUUUGAAAAGAGGAUUAUAGUUAGUAAUGAAAAGAAUGCCAAGUUCAACUUUUUGAAGAGCUCAGAUCCUUAUCAUGCCUUUUACCAGCACAAGCUCACUGAAUACCGUGCUCAGAAUAAAGACGGUGCUCAGGGUACUGAUGAUGCAGAUGGUACAGAUCCCCAACUUGAUACUACAGCUACUGCUGUUGAGUCUGAAGCAAAUGAUGCACAACCCGAUCUUCAGGCUCAGUUUAGGAUUCCUCCUAAGCCUCUAGAACCUCCGGAACCUGAGAAGUAUACAGUUAGACUUCCUGAAGGGAUCACAGGCGAAGAGCUUGAUAUUAUUAAGCUCACAGCACAGUUUGUGGCACGGAAUGGGAAAUCGUUUUUGACAGGAUUGACUAGUAGAGAGAUCAACAAUCCUCAGUUUCAGUUUAUGAAGCCAACACAUAGCAUGUUCACUUUUUUUACUUCUUUGGUUGAUGCGUAUUCAGAAGUUUUAAUGCCUCCCAAAGAUUUGAAAGAAAAGCUGAGAAAGAGUGCUGCUGAUUUGACAACUGUUCUUGAGCGUUGUUUGCAUCGUCUUGAAUGGGAUCGUUCUCAGGAGCAGCAGAAGAAGAAAGAAGAGGAUGAGAAAGAGCUGGAGCGAGUGCAGAUGGCUAUGAUUGAUUGGCAUGAUUUUGUGGUUGUUGAGUCGAUAGAUUUUGCGGACGAGGAAGAUGAAGAGUUACCACCACCUAUGACACUUGACGAGGUUAUAAGGAGGAGCAAAGCAUCAGCAAUGGAAGAAGAUGAAAUUGUUGAGCCUGGAAAGGAGGUCGAAAUGGAAAUGGACGAAGAAGAAGUUAAGCUUGUUGCAGAAGGAAUGAGAGCAGCAAACCUAGAAGCGAGUGUUAAGAUUGAAAAUGUACAUGAUGAAGAAGCACCUAUGAGAAUUGUUAAGAACUGGAAGAGGCCAGAAGACAGGAUCCCAACAGAGAGAGAUCCAACUAAAGUUGUUGUAUCACCAAUUACUGGCGAGCUGAUUCCCAUCAACGAGAUGUCUGAGCACAUGAGAAUCUCUCUUAUUGAUCCUAAGUUCAAAGAACAGAAGGAUCGGAUGUUUGCUAAGAUUCGUGAAACCACUCUUGCACAAGAUGAUGAGAUUGCUAAAAACAUAGUCGGGUUGGCCCGCCUGCGUCCGGAUAUCUUUGGAACAACCGAAGAAGAAGUCUCAAAUGCUGUAAAAGCAGAGAUUGAGAAGAAGAAAGAUGAGCAGCCCAAGCAAGUGAUAUGGGAUGGUCACACAGGAAGUAUUGGUCGCACAGCAAACCAAGCCUUGACUCAGAACGCUAAUGGAGAGGAGCAAGGUGAUGGCGUUUACGGAGAUCCCAAUAGCUUCCCUGGUCCAGCUGCUCUUCCUCCUUCUCGACCAGGUGUCCCAAUAGUCCGACCAUUGCCACCACCUCCUAAUCUCGCCUUGAACCUCCCUCGUCCUCCCCCUUCUGCUCAGUACCCCGGUGCACCAAGGCCAUUAGGUGUUCCAAUGAUGCAGCCCAUGCAUCAACAACACCAGCUCUCGAUGCCGGGGCCACCAGGACACCCGCAGAUGAUGAUGAACCGACCACCACAGAUGAUGGCACAGCCUGGUAUGCAUGUGCCACCUCCACCGGGAUCUCAGUUUGCUCCUAUGCAAAUUCCUAGACCUUAUGGUCAGCUUCCACCGUCUGCAAUGGGGAUGAUGCAACCACCACCUAUGCCUGGGAUGCCUCCUCCUCCACCACCCGAGGAGGCUCCACCACCUCUCCCUGAGGAACCAGAGCCAAAGAGACAAAAGUUCGACGAGUCAGCCCUUGUUCCAGAAGACCAGUAUCUUGCUCAGCAUCCGGGUCCGGCUACAAUCAGGGUUUCUAUGCCAAACAUGGACGAUGGGCAAGUCAUGGAGAUCACAGUGCAGUCAUUAUCCGAAAAUGUGGGAAGUUUGAAGGAGAAAAUAGCUGGGGAGAUACAAAUUCCAGCAAACAAACAGAAGUUAAGUGGAAAAGCUGGGUUCUUAAAGGACAACAUGUCUCUUGCACAUUACAAUGUGGGAGCAGGAGAAAUCCUAACAUUGUCUUUGAGGGAACGUGGUGGGAGAAAGAGAUAGAGACAGCUGGUCGACGCAGGGAAAUGCCUUUUAAUCUCUUAAUUCUUCUUUAGAUGUUUAAAUUGAUGGCCAAAACUAUAUGUACUACUCUCUCGUUCACACAUCUUUACUCUUGGCUCAUCGUAUCUCUCUCUACUAUCUAUCGAGUUUUAGAAGAAGAAGAGUGAUUAUUACUGACUUAAGCUUGUUUUGGAUUUGCAGCUGAGGCAACAUUUUCGCUCUGUAAUCUUUAAAAAAAGAAUGUGAUACCU
Molecule: messenger RNA, 2767 nt
Organism: Arabidopsis arenosa
Lineage: Eukaryota; Viridiplantae; Streptophyta; Magnoliopsida; Brassicales; Brassicaceae
Source: the annotation of a GenBank genome assembly